This is a messenger RNA of Tachysurus vachellii, 7138 nucleotides long. RefSeq names its product zinc finger protein 646. The transcript has 5 exons. The record is from RefSeq and is a predicted model, not a curated record. Lineage: Eukaryota; Metazoa; Chordata; Actinopteri; Siluriformes; Bagridae. The coding region runs from base 464 to 4975 and encodes 1503 amino acids.
AGGCGCUCGAGAGUCCAUUGAAGCCUGCAGGAAGUGUGUUGAACAGGGCUGAGGAGAAAAAAGACGUCGUCGUCGCUCGAGCGCUUUCACUGAAGAGGGAUAAAAAUAUGGCGAGAGAAUGAGUUUAUAAUUAAUUCGCGCAGAUUAGCAAAGAACAGACGUCCUGAUCGCUUCGCGUGCUAUCGGAUGUUUCACAAUACGGUCACUGCAGCAUAAGGACAGACUUAAGGACCUCCUUUUCAGUCUCCCCCAUCUGGUGCCCUGCAUCUGUCCAGACGCUCUCUGAACCGCCGGGAUCCGAGUGGAUUUGAAAGGCUGACUGGAGCGAAAAAUCUGCCUCCCAGGUAAAAUGGCUGAUACCACAGAAGCAGAGAGCUGAGCAUCACACAUUGCCCCCCCUUUCUUCUAUGUUCGAGGAUCAUUUUAUGUGGACAUUUUCCCCUUCCAUUUCAAAUUUCUCAUCAUGGCUAUGCAUGAUAUGAAUCGUGCCAAGGGUUUUCCUUGCAAAGAAUGCGACAUGAUAUGCCCAAGUACACCUAGCCUUCUGGAGCAUAUGAAAGCCCACUAUCACCAAGAAGCAAUUGGCAGAUUUGAAUGUGAACAGUGUGGACGAAUUUUCAAGCAUGCCAGUAGCUUGGCGUCGCACAAAAAGUCCCACGAGCUGGGUUCAUUCCAGUGCCCAGUGUGUACCAGAACACUACCCAAUGCAAUAGCCCUGAAGAACCACCUUCGCAUUCACACUCUGUCUCCUAGUGCACAAGCUGAAGAGGAGAAUGAGGAUGGUGUUGAUGAAGAUAGGGAUUAUGGCUUAGCACAAGAUCUUUCUGACACAGGUUACCGGGGCCACCUGAACAGCAGCAGCAGCAGCAUGAUGGCGGGCCACGACCACGACAAGCAGAAGUCUCCAGGGUCCGAAGAUGCUUGGGACAGACCGUUCAAGUGUGACCAGUGUGACAGGACGUACAGGCACCACGGCAGCUUGGUCAACCACAAAAAGUCCCAUCAGGAAGGCACUUACAAGUGUACUGUCUGUUACAAGCAGUUCAACAAUCUGGCAGCACUCGGGGCCCAUGAGCGCACCCAUUCCAAGUUCAAACCUCCUGGGAUGUCCAUGGGAAGCCUUGUGCCUGAGGUGUCGUCUGAACAUCGCCCACCUGCCCCCCAAUCCGAUGAAAUGGCAGCCUGCUUUUGCCACCUCUGCCAGGUUUCUUUACCCAGUAAGAGUGACUUUCAGGAGCACAUCCUGUUGCAUAAUGCUGCAUCAUCGUCUUUGGGGCUGACACGUAGUUUUCCAGGGAUAGUCACACACAAUCUCAGCACUGUUCGUUCCCCAACAGUCAAUCCGUACACCCCAGCUCUUGGCGACCCUCUUCCACUUCCCCCUUUACCUGACAAACGUUAUGAUCAAAUGCUAGGUCCUCCUGUCAACAAUCCCAUUUAUACGUGUGCAUACUGUGGGUCUGGACAUUCCGAUGUGGAAAGUCUCAAAUUGCACUACUUAACCCAUGAGUCUCACCCCCCACCACAUGCUCAAGUAGGAGCCUCAAUCCUGAAUUCAGAUGGCCUGGGCUCCAACUCCCAGCCAUCUGUAUCCUCUCCUAGUGGGGAAUCCAGAUCCCAGCAGCAGUCCUCAACAGUUGAUGACGCAGACCGCAGGUUCAAGUGUCAGGAGUGCGGAAAGAGCUAUCGGCAUGCAGGGAGUCUUGUUAAUCACAAACGCUGUCAUCAAACAGGGCAGUACCAGUGCACCAUUUGCUGUAAGGAGUAUCCUCACCUUGCAGCACUUCACAGCCACCUCCGCAGUCACAAGUCCCGCCCAAACUCUCAGGGAAUGAACUCAGAAGGUGACUGGCUCUCUUCCGAGCCCAUGACGGGUCUAGAUUCCCAACAAGGCUUUGUGCAUUCUCAGGAUCAUGAGAAUGGCACGACGACUCCCAUCUCACUUUCUGGUAAUCUCAGUGAUGCUGCCCAUUUUGUACCAGAUGGUGGCCAUAGCAGUGGACUUGACUCACUGGAGUUCCAUGACCGCUUUGAUGGUUCGCUGGCUCAGAGCAACUCUGGCCAUCCACAGAACAGUCGCCAAUCAGACCGGAACAUGUGUGCUGAACAAGGCAGUAUGUCUAAUGGCUACAUGGGAAACAUGGGCUUUCACAGUUCAAGUGGUACUUCUUUACCAGCAAGCAGUUCUAGCCACAAACAAGGCAACCGGCAGCGACGUGGACAUGAGCAGUAUGGAGGAAGCCAGUCUAAGAGAAUCGAAGACAAAGAAGACGAUGCCGAAGUCUACCAGUGCACAGUCUGUGGGAACCAUUAUGCAAGUCUUCGGGCACUUCGUAGCCACUUGCGCAGCCAUGGCAUGAACCAAGGUGCCGGACCUUCCUCCUCCCUUUCACCUGUAGGUGAGCAAGAGUGGAGGAGGCGGCAAGAGGGUAGUCAAGCCAGUCUACUGGUUUGUAGUAUAUGUGGCCAGACUUUCAGUAAAAAACACGACCUUCUUAAUCACCAGUUGGUCCACGGACCUCCUCGACCGGGUGGCUCUGGACAGGGCUUGGGGGGCGGCAGCUCUAGUGCUAAUGGCAAAAUGGAUGGAAGGAACCACAUUUGCGUUGACUGUGGCAUGUUCUUUGCAGAUCGCCAUCACCUGAUCACUCACCUGUGCCCAGGCAAGGGGAGAGGCGGAGUGCUGAGCAAAGACUUGAACGGAGCUAAAGGGAUGAGUGGUGGUGCUGGGACCAGUAGCAGUGCUGUGGGCCACCGGCAAAUGUCUGGCUCGGACGAUCGGCCACAUAGGUGCGACCAAUGUGGGAGAGGUUACAGGCAUCCAUGUUCCCUUCUGAACCACAAGAAAUCACACAAGACUGGGGUCUUCCGCUGCCUAGUCUGCCAAAAACGCUACUACAACCUGCUGGCCCUCAAGAACCACCAGAGGACUCAUUUUGACUUAAAGAGGCACAAGUGUGAGGAGUGUGGCAAAGCCUUCAAGAUCCAAAAGCAAUUGAUCAACCAUCUUCGUCUGCACGAAGAGCACCGAGCCAAAACAGGUGGACAAGAUCAGCGCAUCCGAAGCAUGAAUCAACACAACGGGUCACGUUACGAGGGAGGGCCUUCACAGAUGCAGCAAAUGAGAAUGGGGGACCCCAAAAUGCAGAACCCUUCCCAGAUGAUGCCCAAUUAUGGCCAGCCACAAGGUUUUAAGAAGCCAUAUGCCGGGGCAAGGGCCCAGCAAGUGGACGAUGGAAGUGGACGUCGCCCUUUUGCCUGUGAUCAGUGUGGCCGCACCUACCGUCACGCUGGCAGUCUGGCUAAUCACAAGAAUCUACACAAAAUUGGAGAGUACCAUUGCAAUGUUUGCAACUCCACCUACCCCAACCGCCUGGCUAUGAAGAACCAUUUGCGCAUGCAUUUUGCUCUCAAGAAGUACAGUUGCCAAGACUGUGGACGUGGGUUUAGGAACCAGAGGCAGCUUGAAACUCACACUACUAACCAACUUUGCAAAGACCUUCCCGGUCCGAGUGUGCAGCCCACAAUGGCUCCUCCUCCCCCAAGUUACGAGUGCAAUGGAUGCUCUGAAUGUUUUCGAUCUUCUUCCGACCUUGCAUCGCAUAACUGCAGUGCCCAGCUUCCUUCCUCUUCAGCCUCCCUCAACAGCUCUGGUUUGACCAUGGACUCCGGAGACCUGGGAUCUCCAGAACGUGAGGAGCGACCUUUCUCUUGCGACCUCUGUGGCUGCUCAUACAAGCAUGCCAGCAGCCUUCUGAACCACAAGAACACACACAAGACAGGCAACUUCAGCUGCUCCUACUGUGACAAGCCCUACACCAACUAUAUGGCACUGCGCAACCACAUGCGCAUCCACACACAGAAGAAAAGGCACAUCUGCUCCACCUGUGGGAAAGCCUUCCGACUGGCCCGUUUCCUGCGCAACCAUCAGAGGGUCCAUGAGGAAGGACACGCUCGAUUCGGAUGCCCCACCUGCGGGAAGAGCUUCCAGGGGCGCUCUGGGCUCGCCAGGCACCGCUGCGGGGACAACCAGGUAGGCAACGAGUACAGGAGGAAGGACACUUCAAGCACUUCGAGAGAAGGGGCAGAAGAGUGCCGGUUCACAUGUGAGCAGUGCGGCCGUUCAUACCGUCACGCCAGCUCUCUGCUGAACCACAAAAACACACACACCAUUGGGAUCUAUCACUGCGCCGUGUGCCUCAAGACCUACCCCAACCUGCUUGCUCUGAAAAAUCACCGUCGAAUCCAUUCGGAGUUGCGCCGGCACCGCUGUGCAGAAUGUGGCAAGGCGUUCCGUGUCUUCUCUCACCUUCAGAACCAUCGCCGGCUUCACCAGAAGGAUCGCGAGUUCACAUGCACGCAGUGCCAGUGCACAUUUCCAAGUCAGACCAGCUUCCGUUUGCACCUACAGAUGCAACAUGGACGAGUCCAGAAAUCCUCACACUACGUCCACCAGCAGACUCCGCAAGGUUCCUCUGGCAGCAGUUCUGACCUUGGGUGGAGUUCUGGGCUUGACCUGACCCUGAUGCAGGCCUGUCACCAGAAUCCACCACAGCGCAGCUGCAACGAUGCAAGUCGCAAGUCACACGUUUGUGAUCAGUGCGGACGUGGCUACCGCCAUGCUAGCUCCUUGCUCAACCACAAAAACAGUCACAAGUCUGGCACAUACUACUGCAGCCCCUGUCAAAAAGAAUUCUCCAACCUGAUGGCAUACAAAAACCACCGCCGCAUACACACUGAGCCGAAGCGGUAUCAGUGCUCUGACUGCGGAAAAGCAUUCCGCGUGUCAACGCAGCUUGUGUGCCACCGUCGCAUCCACACAAAGGAAAAACCUUUCUCAUGCCAGCAUUGUGACAAACGAUUCUCCAGCAAGUCAAACCUGCGACAUCACCAAAAAGUGCACUGGUCCCAUAACAGCAGCGCCCCAAUGGGCACAUCAAAUUUCCUGUCAAUGCCAACUGGACCUUUUAUAUAAUAAAAUGCACCUGGGAGGAGGAACAUCUUGGUGGAGAACAGUGACAAUGUUUCUGGAGGUGCCAAAAAGUCAUUUCUAGAUACUGUGAGUGUGUGGGUUAAUUUUCAGAUGAGCAGGUUGUUUAGGUUUUAGGGCACUAAAACACACAUUUCCAUGCAGACAUAAAAGAGCUCGGUUAUUUAUCACCUUUUUCCAUCCUGAAUACUUCAAUUCACCUGAUUUAUUUUCAUCAACCUGACGUGAUCGCUUCAAGUCUUUACAUAGGAAUAGGCAUGUGCUGAUUGUGAGUGAGGUUUAUUUUAUUUCCCCCUGCAGAUGAAAAUGAUAUGUACGCAAUAUGCAUUGUACACCAGUGACUUCACUGUUUGGGGUGUAAGGGACAUUGUGUACAUUUUAUUUAUUUAUUUUCUUUUAUUAUAAAUUGGAUCAAUCCUAUUACAAAUUGAUAGAUCAUAGAAAAACUGGAACAUAAUAUCUUCUUUGCACACACACAUUAAUCACAGGUCAUCAACAUAUGCCUAACUGAGUGUAAAGAAUUAGCUACGAAGCAAACGCAGGUAAAACGCCACGUUAUAAUCUAGAGCAUCUUCACUGAUCACACGUUAUAGGUCAGAUCUGUUUCUGAUCACAUCCUGAUUUAAGUAUUCAUAAAGAAACAGUUUUGAAAUUUUAUUUAUUAGUCACAAAUUCAUACUCUGAAAGGUCACCAAUGGUUCUGUAUUACAUAAUUGUUUUUUUUUUUUACUCACAAUCGACUUCCUGGUAAAAACAAACACGUGUAAAAUACACAUUGUAAGAUUGAUGUAUGUGUAGGUUUUAGAUCUGACCACAUUAUAGGUCAUAUUUGAAAACUGACUGCAGUCGCCAUGUUGUGUAGAACUCUCAAGGGUGUUUGUUUUCGGUUCUCCCUUCCGAUGUUCGAAUUUUUCUAACUUGUGUGUGACGACGAGCUUCAAACCUAUUAUUAUUAAUCAUUACUAUUAAAUGUUACCACCAUUCUGCAGACGACGGAAAUGCGGUUUGCUUUCUGUUGCGCGUUGUAAUUUUAAAGAACCCUUGUUUAAAAAAAAAAAAGAGAAAAAUCAGCGCCUAAUUAGCUAGUGUAUAGAAAAUGAUAGGUUGUGCUUUUUUUUUUUUUUUUUUUUUUUUUUUUUUUUUUUUUUUUUGGAAAGAAUUGUUAAAAAAAAAAAAAAAGAACUAAAAAAGGCAAAACUUGUAUAUUGAUAGGCUUGUACUGGCAUUUUGGUUUUACCUUGUAUUGUAUCGUACUUCUGACUGUAUUAUUUACAGGAACACUUUUUUAUAAAACAUCACUGUAGUAUGCAUUUUUAUUUAUAUUAACCCCUAUAAUGCUAGUUUUUAGGAAAUCUCCUUCCACACAUUUUUUAUUUUUAUUUUUUUUAUUUGCAGUAUGCGACUGACUUGGAGUCGAGGGUGCCAGGACUCCUAAAGAGUUUUAGUUCUUGUAUCAGUUCUUUCCUGGGAUUUAUGCUUUUAACACAAUUGGGCUGUGUCUCAAAUCACCCCAAAUCCUUUGUACAAUAGACGGGGAGCUGUAAUAAUGUGUGUUUCUCCCGAUUGAGUGUCACUGUAUCGUUGCUCCGUCCUUGUGACUUUUCCCCUAAAAAAAUGGAUGUGCCUCUGUUUUACACUUUUAAGGGAUAAUUUUUUGAGAACAUUUACAAUCACUUGGGCAAUCUUCUUUUUUUUUUUUUAUACCCCUUGUAUUUAUUGUUUGUUUGGUUGGUUUUCUUUUUAUUUAAUUGCAUUUUGCAUUUCAUCCUUUAUUACCAGGAAGCACUGGUAUUACCAAGUCCAUUAUAUAAAAGAGCACAGUUAAAAUUGUGUGUAUAUAUAUAAAUAUAUAUAAAUAUAAGUUCCUAUAACCUGGAAUUAGGUGAGGAAGAAAAAAAAAGCUGAACUAUAUAACAAAUGUAGGUGCAUUGAUUUGGUAAGGAUUGACAAAUAAUAGAUUUCCAUUUUGUGUUAAACCUUUUUUUGUUUUUUUUUCUUUUCCCCUAUUUUCAUGCGUUAUAUAUAUGUACUGCUGACUAUACACUUUUUUUAAAACUACAUUUUGAUAAUUCAUUUCCUAACAGAAAACUCGUUUGGAUUAUAACCUUAACGCUCUCAAGUAAUUAAAAUAAAUAGCUGAAAACAAAA